Messenger RNA from Dermacentor andersoni, 2377 nucleotides. Its product is annotated as lysosomal acid glucosylceramidase-like. Gene Ontology annotation, biological process: glucosylceramide catabolic process. NCBI's taxonomy places the organism in Eukaryota, Metazoa, Arthropoda, Arachnida, Ixodida, Ixodidae. The record is from RefSeq and is a predicted model, not a curated record. Gene Ontology annotation, molecular function: glucosylceramidase activity.
AUGUGCUGGCCAAGGGACUAUGGCUUUGGCAGUCCUGUGUGCGUGUGCGGCAUGACGUACUGUGACUUCAUCGGCGACAUCGGGCCCCUGCCGAAAGGAGCAGCGAUUGCCUUUGAGAGCAGCAAGGCCGGACUCCGGUUCCAGAAAACUGUAUUGCUCCGCGAAGAAACAGAUCCACCAGGCAACAACACUUUGCUGCUUGUGAUAGACCCUGAAAAAACGUACCAGGAAAUAUUUGGUUUCGGAGGCGCCUUCACUGACGCAGUUGGGUUAAAUCUGAGAAAUCUCUCGGUGCAGCUGCAGGACGCUAUUAUCGGGUCCUACUACUCCACAGCAGGAAUAGAGUACAGCAUUGCCAGGAUACCAAUGGCCAGCACUGACUUCUCAGUGCGCAAGUACACCUAUGACGAUUCUCCAAACGAUUUCUUUCUGCUCAACUUCACUCUCGCCGCGGAAGACAUCCACCUCAAGAUACCGUACAUCAAAAGAGCAAUGCAGAUGUCGAGCAAAACAAUAUGGUUUUACGGAAGUCCCUGGAGCAGCCCUGCAUGGAUGAAGACGAGCCAAAAGUUGGAGGGUUCUGGGAUUCUCAAAGGAACCCCGGGCGGACCUUUCUACAAAACUUGGGCGGCGUAUUUCGUCAGGUUUUUGCAGGAGUACGAGAGGCAAGGCAUUCCCAUCUGGGGUCUGACGGUGCAGAACGAGCCGUCCUCUGGCUUCAUACCAUUUUAUCCCUGGCAGACCCUCGGCUUCACACCGCAGACCCAGAGGGACUUCAUCAAGUAUGAUCUGGGACCAGCGUUGAACAAGGCGGGCUACGGCAACCUGAAACUUAUGAUGCUCGAUGACAACCGCCUCGCGAUUCGGCGCUGGACAAGCGUGGUUUUGGGAGACCCUGAAGCGGCAAAGUACGUCCAAGGAAUCGCUGUUCAUUGGUACAUGAAUCGUGUAAUCGGACCAUCGGUCCUCGACAAGGUUCACAAGAACCACCCGGACAAGUUUAUCCUGCCGUCCGAGGCCUGCACUGGAUAUAUGAGUAAAAGAGGGGAGAAAGUCAUGCUAGGCAGUUGGGAACGCGCUGAGGAGUACGCCAUCGAUAUACUCCAGGACCUCAACCAUUGGGCUAGUGGGUGGACGGACUGGAACCUAGCUUUAAAUACUCAUGGUGGCCCCAACUGGGCUAAAAACUUUGUCGACUCGCCCAUUAUCGUGAAUUCCACUGCUCAAGAGUUUUACAAGCAACCAAUGUAUUACGCGCUGGGCCACUUCAGUAAAUUUCUUCCGAGGGGCAGUGUCAGGAUUGGGUCUCGUCUGAAGCAAGGUUCAGAUAAGCUGAAAUACGCAGCUUUCUUGACGCCAGAUCUGGUAGCCGUUGUCAUCGUCGUCAACACACACGACGAAAAAAUCAAGCUAUACAUCGAAGACGUGUUUGGCUCCACCAGUCUGAAGAAGGUCAUCGAAAAACGGUCGAUAACAACGUUUAUGUGGCAAUUAUAGAGAAUUUCUCUUGCCGUUCUUGAACGCUGCCCAUCUUAUGAUCCAGCACAGUACUUUUAUCUCUCAGUGCCGUGAUGAAACCAAGUGAAACUAAAGCGUCUGUGCCGCCAAAUGCAAGCUUGUAGAGAGGCGUUCAAGAAACUUCGGGGAAAAAAAAAGAGAACUCGCAUCUCCUCACCUUCCACUCGCGUAAUUGAUAUGCGACAGUGUUCAGAGAUCCCGUAAUUCGUUGAUUUUCAGUCGACGUCCAAUGACUUCUGCCUGAUGGCCAUAUGCGAGUUAUUAUGGCAUUAUGAUCUACAGAUGCGGUCUACCUGUUGCUGUAUAGCAGCCAGCUUCACCUACAGUGCAACAAAAAUGCAGCAGCACAACGACUGCAUUUUGUUUGCUACUCUUAACCACGAUACACAUACACCACAGAUGUCGCGAUGUAAGUUUCACUAUGGUGCUCGCUAAAAACUGACCACACACACACACACACACACGUAUAUAUAUAUAUAUAGGGAGAGAGAGAGAGAGAGACACCGUCACUGUCGCAUCAUUGCAACCAUCUCCAUGUAAAACUGUGUGGUGGAGUGCAUUGCGUAAUCCAGGGCAUCCGUUGGUCAGCCAAGGAGUUUGCGUUCAAAAAUUAAAAAGGGAAAUCAUGGCAUUCAUUCUUAGCGCCAUUGGACGUUUCCUUUUUUCCUUUGCUCACCAAACGCAGAAAGUGUUUCGAAAUAGUGGCUUUAACGGCAUAAUCAGAUUUGGCGUGACCACUAGGACUUCCCUGUGAGCGCUAGCUGCCGCCACCAUGAAACUCUUCGUGAUUUUGAACUCCAUGGUUGGCUUUGCUGAAAGUUUCACGUGGCUAUCGAAAUAAAGUCGCUUUGAAACGCUA